AUGGUUCAGGCUUGUGGAGAGAAGGAGAAACACUGGGUCAAGAGAAACAUGAAUGAAUGUGGAGGGGUUGUGGCGGAGAAUGACAUGAGGAGGAUGAAAUCACAGGCAGUCAGGGAGCAGGCCCGCUGGGCAGUCUCAGGGGCAGCCAGGGGCAGUCUCAGCAGCGGGCAGUCUCAGCAGCGGGCAGCCGAGGCAGUCUCCAGCAGCGGGCAGUCUCCAGCAGCCGGGCAGCCCGGGGCAGUCUCCAGCAGCGGGCAGCCGGGGGCAGUCUCAGCAGCGGGCAGCCGGGCAGUCUCCAGCGGGCAGGCAGUCUCCGGCGCCGGGGCAGUCUCCGCCGGGCAGCCGGGCAGUCUCCAGCGGCAGCCCGGAGCCAGUCUCCGCAGCGGGCGGCCGAGGCAGUCUCAGCAGCCCGCGAGGCAGUCUCGCGGCGCCCGGGGAACAGUCUCAACAGCGGCCGCCCGGGAGCAGUCUCAGCAGCGGCGCGAACAGUCUGCAGCGGCCCGAGGCAGUCUCCAGCAGCAGCCGCCCGAGGCAGUCUUUCCAGCAGCGGCCGCCCGAGGCAGUCUCCAACAGCCGCCCGCCUGA
This is a messenger RNA of Homarus americanus (American lobster), 585 nucleotides long. RefSeq names its product glutenin, high molecular weight subunit PW212-like. Lineage: Eukaryota; Metazoa; Arthropoda; Malacostraca; Decapoda; Nephropidae. Bases 1 to 585 code for a protein of 194 amino acids. The transcript is spliced from 2 exons. The record is from RefSeq and is a predicted model, not a curated record.